This is a messenger RNA of Aspergillus glaucus CBS 516.65, 845 nucleotides long. RefSeq lists its product as uncharacterized. The record is from RefSeq and is a predicted model, not a curated record. The transcript is spliced from 2 exons. NCBI's taxonomy places the organism in Eukaryota, Fungi, Ascomycota, Eurotiomycetes, Eurotiales, Aspergillaceae. Bases 131 to 589 code for a protein of 152 amino acids.
GCAAUGGCCUUUUACCUGGAUGGACAUGCAGAUAUAGGGAGUGAUAUAAGUAUUCCGUGGAUGGUUAUUCUUUGUUCUCCCUGUCUGGUGUGAGGUUACUCAUUUCCCACCGGGGGUGGUAUGAACAUAGAUGACGUGGGACACAUCCUUCUUCGAUAUACCUCAAAACUCCCAUUGUACAGAGAAUAUGGACGACAAAGACUCUAUGAUGUAUUUAGAGGAGUACCAGCCGCGAGGGCAUGACAUUGAUGCCUCCGAAGACGAGUCCAAUUAUCGGUUGAAUAUCUACGAACGAUUACAUUUGACCAGGCUAGCCACUGAGAUGAUUUUGUCGAGUUCAUAUGGAGCGCCCAGCGAGGGAUCGGAUUCUGCCCCACAAUCCAGCUCAUUGCGCACUGGUGACAGGAUGAUAAUAAUUGAAGCAGGUGUAGAGACUACGGUCCCCAUACUGAAAUCAGCAAAUUGUGGAAUCGGCAAAAGUUUUAUAGUGCAGCAACUCGCCGCUUACCAUAGAAUCUACGUCGUGUACACGAGUCUGGCUCGUGGAAAUUUGGCAUCGAUCACCAGUGGCAGACAAGACUCCGCGUGACGUGUCAAUGGAUUCUUUGGAGACUGAUAGACCAUACCGAGACGAGCAUGAACUCUGCUCAGAUUGGGCUACGCUUUGGGUCUACGUCCCGCUGUGAAUGUCGAUGAUGUUGAUCGAAUUAUUACGUUUGACGAAGAUCAUGAGACAUUGACGGUAAGCCGUUUACUGGAUCAGAACAAGGCCCGGAGUUUUGACCCUGCGGAUGCCAAUAUGAGGUAAGCUCUCACAAUCCUAGCUAUUAGGGCUACAAUCUCGG